CCUGAGAUCGGCUAGGGGGAGCCGGUGAUCUCGUGGGGCCGGGAGUUGGGUGCAGUACUGCGCCAGAUUCAAGGGGGAGAGCUCCCCGGUCUUCUCGCUCUAUAAGGCGAGAGUGAGAAGAUUCUCAGGAUUUUGAAGAGGAGUCGGCGGCGGCGGCGGAUUGCCAGGAUCUGUCAGAUCCCUGUAGAGACUGGGGAGUCGCAGCUUCCAAUCCGGGGAGACGGGGAUCCCUGGGGGGAGCCCUGUUGUAAAUCCCUGGGCCCAAGACGGAGGACCCACAGGCCGGGCACCAUGGCGUCUAUCCUGGAUGAAUACGAGGACUCCCUCUCCCGCUCGGCCGUCUUGCAGUCCGGCUGCCCCAGCGUCGGCAUCCCCCACUCGGGAUAUGUGAAUGCCCAGCUAGAGAAGGAAGUGCCCAUUUUCACGAGGCAGCGCAUUGACUUUACCCCUUCUGAGCGUAUCACCAGUCUUGUCGUCUCCUGCAAUCAGCUCUGCAUGAGCCUGGGCAAGGAUACACUACUCCGCAUUGACUUAGGCAAAGCAAAUGAACCCAACCACAUGGAGCUGGGGCGCAAGGAUGAUGCGAAAGUUCACAAGAUGUUCCUGGACCCUACUGGCUCUCACCUGCUGAUCGCUCUGAGCAGCACUGAGGUCCUCUACGUGAACCGUAAUGGACAGAAAGUUCGGCCCCUGGCACGCUGGAAGGGGCAGCUGGUGGAGAGUGUGGGCUGGAACAAGGCCCUGGGUACCGAGAGCAGCACAGGCCCCAUCCUGGUUGGCACUGCCCAAGGCCAGAUCUUUGAAGCAGAGCUCUCGGCCAGCGAGGGUGGGCUUUUCGGCCCUGCCCCGGAUCUCUACUUCCGUCCGUUGUAUGUGCUAAAUGAAGAAGGGGGCCCAGCACCUGUGUGCUCCCUCGAGGCGGAGCGGGGCCCUGAAGGGCGUGGCUUUGUCAUCGCCACCACUCGGCAGCGCCUCUUCCAGUUCAUAGGCCGAGCAGCCGAGGGAGCUGAGGCCCAAGGCUUCUCGGGGCUCUUUGCUGCCUACACUGACCAUCCACCCCCAUUCCGUGAGUUCCCCAGCAGUCUGGGCUACAGUGAGUUGGCUUUCUACACCCCCAAGUUGCGCUCUGCGCCCCGGGCCUUCGCCUGGAUGAUGGGGGAUGGCGUGUUGUAUGGCUCGUUGGACUGCGGGCGUCCCGACUCCCUGCUGAGCGAGGAGCGGGUCUGGGAGUACCCAGAGGGGGUGGGUCCUGGGGCCAGCCCACCCCUGGCCAUCGUCCUGACCCAGUUCCACUUCCUGCUGCUGCUGGUGGACCGGGUGGAGGCGGUGUGCACGCUGACGGGGCAGGUGGUGCUGCGGGACCACUUCCUGGAGAAGUUUGGGCCACUGAAGCACAUGGUGAAGGACUCCUCCACGGGCCACCUGUGGGCCCACACCGAGCGGGCCGUCUUCCGCUACCAGGUACAGCGGGAGGCCCGGGAUGUCUGGCGCACCUACCUGGACAUGAACCGCUUCGACCUGGCCAAAGAGUAUUGUCGAGAGCGGCCUGACUGCCUGGACACGGUCCUGGCCCGGGAGGCCGACUUCUGCUUCCGCCAGCAUCGUUACCUGGAGAGUGCCCGCUGCUACGCCCUGACUCAGAGCUACUUUGAGGAGAUUGCCCUCAAGUUCUUGGAGGCCCACCAGGAGGAGGCGCUGGCCGAGUUCCUGCAGCGAAAACUGGCCAGUUUGAAGCCUGCUGAGCGCACCCAGGCCACGCUGCUUACUGCCUGGCUGACGGAGCUCUACCUGAGCCGACUCGGGGCCCUGCAGGGUGACCCUGAGGCCCUGAACCUCUACCGGGAAACCCGGGAGCGUUUCCGCACCUUCCUAAGCAGCCCCCGCCACAAGGAGUGGCUCUUCGCCAGCCGGGCCUCCAUCCAUGAGCUGCUCGCCAGCCACGGGGACACAGAGCACAUGGUAUACUUUGCUGUGAUCAUGCAGGACUACGAGCGCGUGGUGGCAUACCACUGCCAGCAUGAGGCCUACGAGGAGGCCCUGGCCGUGCUGGCCCGCCACCGUGACCCCCAGCUCUUCUACAAGUUCUCACCCAUCCUCAUCCGUCACAUCCCUCGCCAGCUGGUGGACGCCUGGAUUGAGCUGGGCAGCCGGCUGGAUGCCCGGCAGCUCAUCCCUGCCCUGGUGAACUACAGCCAGGGUGGCGAGGCCCAGCAGGUGAGCCAGGCCAUCCGGUACAUGGAGUUCUGCGUGAACGUGCUGGGCGAGACUGAGCAGGCCAUUCACAAUUACCUGCUGUCGCUCUAUGCCCGAGGCCAGCCAGCCUCGCUGCUGGCCUACCUCGAGCAGGCCGGGGCCAGCCCGCACCGGGUGCAUUAUGACCUCAAGUACGCGCUGCGGCUCUGUGCUGAGCAUGGCCACCACCAUGCUUGCGUCCAUGUCUACAAGGUCCUGGAGCUGUAUGAGGAGGCUGUGGACCUGGCCCUGCAGGUGGACGUGGACCUGGCCAAGCAGUGUGCUGACCUGCCCGAGGAAGAUGAGGAGCUGCGCAAGAAGCUGUGGCUGAAGAUUGCUCGGCAUGUGGUGCAGGAGGAGGAGGAUGUGCAGACGGCCAUGGCCUGCCUGGCCAGCUGCCCCCUGCUCAAGAUCGAGGACGUGCUGCCUUUCUUCCCUGACUUCGUCACCAUCGACCACUUCAAGGAGGCGAUCUGCAGCUCGCUGAAGGCUUACAACCACCACAUCCAAGAGCUGCAGCAGGAGAUGGAAGAGGCCACAGCCAGCGCCCAGCGCAUCCGGCGAGACCUGCAGGAGCUGCGGGGCCGCUAUGGCACCGUGGAGCCCCAGGACAAAUGUGCCACCUGCGACUUCCCCCUGCUCAACCGCCCUUUUUACCUCUUCCUCUGUGGCCACAUGUUCCACGCUGACUGCCUGCUGCAGGCCGUGCGGCCUGGCCUGCCGGCCUACAAGCAGGCUCGGCUUGAGGAGCUACAGCGAAAGCUGGGCACUGCUCCACCCCCUGCCAAGGGCUCUGCCCGGGCUAAGGAGGCCGAGGGGGGCGCUGCCACUGGGGGGCCCAGCCGGGAACAGCUCAAGGCUGACCUGGAUGAACUGGUGGCCGCUGAGUGCGUGUACUGUGGGGAGCUGAUGAUCCGCUCUAUUGACCGGCCCUUCAUCGACCCUCAGCGCUACGAGGAGGAGCACCUCAGUUGGUUGUAGGAAUGUGUCAACCCCGAUAGGCGGGCAGGCGGUCGGGGGCUGUCCCUUCUUGGGAAGGCCACAGCGUCACCUGUCCUUGGUCUCCUGGAGGCUGCUGGGCUGGGACUGUGGUGGGGGCAGUGGAAUUAUAGCUGUUGUCCUCGAGGAGUGAGCUAUGAUUGCAUUCUGCCAGCUGCCCGUGCUGUUCUUCAGGGCUGCCUUAGAGCUGCUGUUUUGCCAGGCCAUCAGCCUGCUUCCCAACAGAGGGCCUUAGCCUGGAGAAGUCAGAAUUCUGACCCCAUUACCAUCCCCCCUGCAUCUAACAGCUCUUUCUUCCUUUUCCCUCCUCACACACGUCAUGUUCUCUUUCUGGAGCACUACCUACCAUUAUUCCUUUUCAGUCUGUGGCUCUUCUUCCUCAGAAGCCCUCUCUUCUGUUGGCUUCUAGGUCCCAGAGGUGAAAAGACAACCCCUCCAAAUCCUGGGCAUGGGGUGGGGGGAAAGGUGGUGCCGAUGGUGGGCAUGCUCUUGUGCACACUGUCUGGGGCUCCAGUGUGAAGGGUACCCUGGGGCAGAGGGCCUUACGGAGGACAGUGGGAGAUGGUGAUGGGGUGGAGAGCAUUAAACUGUCUGCGCUGGUGACUGUGGAGUUGAUGGCUUUGUGUUGAUGCUGGGCAGAGUGGUGUGUGAGUGAUCUCCAAGAGGGGCCAGGGUGUCACGGGGAAGCUGCCAGGGCCCUGCAUGUUCAACCUUGGCCCUUGCUCCUUUUCCUGGAGAUGUGCAGGAUGAUUUUGCCAUUUUCUGCUCACUUCUCUGCCUUCCACUGUAUGCAUUCUGACUCCAGGCUUCGGUUGGGAAUUAGGGCCCACCCUCCCAAGUCUAGGAGCAGGGACUGUUCUUCCCUUUGGCCAGCAGGUGGUGUUGCUCCCCACAGAACCCUCCACACUCAGGCAGCAGGGGGCGCUGAUUUCUCAAGUCACUUUCUCCACUGGUCCUUCCUUGGUCUAUUCCCUCCCUAGUUGUUCCCAAGAGUUUUCUGGUAAUUGCCGCUGCCUAACCAUAAAUCUAAGCCCCUCAUUCUUCCUCCCUCCACUGGCGCUUACGCAUGCUAGAUUUUGUUUGCCCCUCUCUUGGCCAGCCUGCAUGCAUCCCUGCAUUCUCAACUUCUGCCCAGUUUUGAUACUGCCCUACCACUGUCUGGCAUUUAACCAUGAUUUUUUUUUUGUUUUUGGCCAAGCUGUGUGGCAUGUGGGAUCUUAGUUCCCCGACCAGGAAUCAAACCUGUGCCCCCUGCAUUGGAAGCGCAUAGUCUUAAUCACUGGACCGCCAGGGAAGUUAACCAUAAUGUUGAGGUCCAACAUGGAGGCGAGACUACCACUGCCACCAUCCAUUGCAUUUGGCAGAUAUGUUUUCUCCCCAUCUAUCUCCUUUGACCUGCCCAUCCCACCAGCUUACAGUUCUUUAGUUGUGGCUUGAGGCUAAGCCCUAGGGAGUUCUGAAGCAGGGCCUUCCUGUGACAUCAGCUGAGCACCCUUUGCUCCAUGGACUGGUGUUCACAGUCCACUGCCCAGGCUUAUGGGUGUGGUCUAUCAGCUGCCCAGACUGAAACAG
Messenger RNA from Kogia breviceps (pygmy sperm whale), 4803 nucleotides. RefSeq names its product VPS18 core subunit of CORVET and HOPS complexes (gene VPS18). Gene Ontology annotation, cellular component: HOPS complex; endosome. Gene Ontology annotation, molecular function: protein-macromolecule adaptor activity. The record is from RefSeq and is a predicted model, not a curated record. Lineage: Eukaryota; Metazoa; Chordata; Mammalia; Artiodactyla; Physeteridae. Gene Ontology annotation, biological process: intracellular protein transport; organelle fusion; endosome organization.